Molecule: messenger RNA, 5156 nt
Organism: Boleophthalmus pectinirostris (great blue-spotted mudskipper)
Lineage: Eukaryota; Metazoa; Chordata; Actinopteri; Gobiiformes; Gobiidae
Gene: znf592
Product: zinc finger protein 592
Exons: 9
Coding region: 182-3280 (1032 amino acids)
Source: RefSeq, a predicted model, not a curated record
AACACCGAGGGAAAAGCGCAGUCCGUAGUCCGUCCAGGAAAAAGGAAAACAAGUCACCAGCAAAAUGGCAAGACUGAGAGUGACAGCCAGCUUUAAAACACAUUUAUGACACUCUGUUCACUCAGUAUGCGUAUAUUGACUAAGCGCAGUAUUUUUAAAUGGUUUAAAGAAGUCUGCAGCCAUGGGUGACGUGAAGACCCCAGACUUUGACGACCUCCUGGCAGCCUUUGACAUCCCAGAUGCCACCGGUUUGGGCGCUAAAGAGGCGAUUCAGGAGGGCAAAGGGGAGCUGGACAGCCAACUGAAGCCCAUAGGGACCUGUUUAGAAGAAAGCUACCAUCCAACCAUCUCUACAGAUAUACUGGCUGUGAGUGAGAUUGUGAAAAACUCAGAUCAGCAUGAGUCACUGGAGAGUACGGCUGAAAACUGCCAAACUGGACCAGACAGUUUAUCUGAUUUGGCUAAAAGCAACACAACCAAAGCUUUUGAUUCUCUGUUGAAUGGAAAAACGUCUAAAGAACUUUGCGAUCUUGUGGCUGAUUCACCGCCCCAAGCAACACUUAACCAGCAGCUGUCAGAGUUAAGUUCUUGUACUGUGUCUGAAGUGGGAAAGCUUAAAGAGAAUGAAACGCAUCCAAAUAAACAAGAAGAGUUUUUCACCAACGGUUUAAUGGACACUAUAAAUUCUUUCAUUUCUAAAGAAGACACAAGUGAAGAGUUGGAAACAGACAAACCCAAAUUGAACGAUGAAUGUUUGGAAGAAGAUAUUAGUCACUACAAAACAUUUGACAACGCAACAGAUACAACCCCAAAUUCUCAAAAUGACGGCAAUAGCGAGACAAAUCUUCCAACUUCAGACUGUAAAUCUCAGUCUAAGCUCUCCUCCUGUCUCGAAGCUCUCGCCGCCUUGAAUGCUCCAAACGAUCCCGGUGAGUUUGCAGCUGAGUCCAUAAAGGUGAGUCCUAAACCAGCCUUUUCUCCCGGAGGUCCGUGCAGCCCUCUGGACUCGGUGAAGAGGCUGAUGAGGCCCACGGACAGUCCAGGGAGCGUGUGCAGUGACAGCAGCGGGAUGUUCUCACCGGCUGUGGCUUCACCUCCAGCUAUUCCCCGGGUUCGGAUCAAAACCAUAAAGACGUCAUCUGGACACAUCAGACGCACGGUUGCCAGCAUACUCCCGGAUUCGGAGACAGAGGACGUCCCUUCUGCUUACGAAUCGUCUCCCUGUCAAAGUAUGAUCAGUGAAGACUCUUAUAAUAUGUCUCCUUCGCAAAAUGGAAAAUCGUCUCCCAAAAUAGUGCUUAAUAAAUCAGAAACUGUAAUGAGAAAGUUAAAAUCCUCAAUGGCUGCGUUUAAGGAGCAAAAACCAAAGAAAUCCGCUGAAGCGCAAAGUUCUGCAAACCUUCCUAAAGCGAUGCACCUGGCCAAUUUGAACCUGGUCCCUCACAGCGUCGCCGCUUCUGUUGCCGCUCGCUCAUCUACCCAGCCCAGCCUUCAGACCGUCACCUCUCGAGUCUCCAGCAGCGUCCCUUUAGUCCACCAGGUCAACACCGCCUGCCCGUCCCCUCCCAACAAAGCAGUGGGGACCCUAAACAGACUAUUACACUACGCUAACCCCGUUCCUACGUACGUACCGGAUCUGAACCCGCCUCCAGAGAGCGACCUCCGGCUCCCUCCCCGUGGGUACCGCUGUCUGGAGUGCGGGGACUCGUUCGGUGUGGAGAGGAGUUUGAAGUACCACUAUAGCAGAAGGAGCGUUCACAUCGAAGUGUCCUGUACUCACUGCAGGAAGAGCUUGGUGUUUUUUAACAGGUGUGCUUUGUUGGCGCACGCUCGAGAACAUAAGAUCAACGGCAGCGUGAUGCAGUGUACGCAGCUCUACAUGAAGCCCAUCUCAGAAGAGCAGAUGUUUGUUCCCCUCAGAGCUGAGUCUCCGUCUGCACAGUCCUGUUUCUUUAAAUCCUCUUCACACAAAAACCCACCUGUUAUGCCUCUUUAUCCGGAGCACAACGGCGCCCCCCAGCGACCGGGCUGUGUGGAGUGUAACCAGCAGUGCUCGAACCUGAAAGCCCUCGCGGGACAUUACCAGAGAAUGUCUGAGGAAACAAACAAACUGAUGUGUAAGGUUUGCUCCAUGAUCCUUCCAAACAAAUGCAGCUUCAAAGCCCAUCAGCGCCUCCACACCCACACGUCCCCGUUCUGCUGCCCAGAGUGUGGAACCCUAUGCGGAUCUGCAGACCUCCAGAGCCACGUCAAAGAGAACUGUCUGCACUAUGCCCGCAAAGCAUGGUACAAAUGCCUUCACUGUGACGUGGUGUUUAAGUCUCUGCAAGGACAGAAGUCGCACAUCGAUGAGAAACACUGUGAGAUGUUCUUCAAGUGCUCCGUUUGUCCAGUGGCCUUCAAAACGUCUGACCGCUGUGAAACUCAUUUGAAAAACAAACACAGCGACAGUAACUCGCCCCCUCAGUUAAUCUUUAAGUGCUCGUGUGAAACAAUUUUCAAGAAGAAGGAGCUGCUCUAUCAACAUUUCCACGAAGACGCAGACAAACGAGUCCAGUGUGUGUACAAGUGUCCCAAAUGUAACGCCGUCUUCGCUUUGAAACAGCAGCUCAUGCAACACUUCAGGAAUACUCAUAUAGGUCCAGUAGAAAAAAACGGAGGGCACAUUCGCGAACAACACGAGGAUCACAACAGAAACGUCUCGGCGAAACCUUCAGACCAGAGCAGAGCUGGGACCAAAGCCAAGCGAGUGAAGCGGUACCCGUGCCGACGCUGUGACCAGUCCUUCUCCUUCAGCACCAGUUUAAAAAAACACAUUCGCAAAGAACAUGACGAGAAACUAAAAUCAUACGUUUGUUGGUUUUGCACCGAAACAUCGACAGCGUUCACCUCGAGUGCGGCGCUGAGGAACCACAUGAGCCUGAUGCACGGCGUCAAAAACACAGACUUUGAUAAAAUGCCAAAAAAUUUAGUUCAGGAAAGCAACAGGUCCUUAAGAAAGGGUGGCUCAGUUGUUCUGGGGGUAAAUGUUGGUAAAGAUGAUCAGCCUGAAGAGGGCGCUCCGGCACAGAAGAGGCUGAAGAUGAGUUUCCGCUGUGCAAAGUGUGGCUUUAUCACCUCAGACGGUCAGACGUUUGAAGAGCAUAUACCUCAACACAAGCUUCAGGAGAGCACGCCCCAGUGUCCCCUCUGCGGCCUGUGCUUCACCUCAGCCCUCGCCCUGAACAGACACAGAUACAUUGUCCACAAAGUCAGAGAAGAGGAGAAGCACGUCCAAUAACAGAGCAGAGAAUAGAGACAGCCGUCCAAUCACAGAGCAGACGGGCAGAGACAACUGUCCAAUCACAGAGCAGAGAAUAGAGACAACUGUCCAAUCACAGAGCAGAGGGCAGAGACAGAUGUCCAAUCACAGAGCAGAGAAUAGAGGAGACGUCCAAUCACAGAGCAGAGGGCAGAGACACCUGUCCAAUCACAGAGCAGAAAAUAGAGACAACUGUCCAAUCACAGAGCGGAGGGCAGAGACAACUGUCCAAUCACAGAGCAGAAAAUAGAGACAACUGUCCAAUCAUAGAGCGGAGGGCAGAGACACCUGUCCAAUCACAGAGCAGAAAAUAGAGACAACUGUCCAAUCACAGAGCGGAGGGCAGAGACAACUGUCCAAUCACAGAGCAGAGGACAGAAACAGAUGUCCAAUCACAGAGAAGACGGCAGAAACAGAUGUCCAAUCACAGAACAGAGAAAAGAGACAGCCGUCCAAUCACAGAGCAGAGGACAGAGGAGACGCCCAAUCACAGAGCAGAGGGCAGAAACAGAUGUCCAAUCACAGAGCAGAGAAUAGAGGAGACGUCCAAUCACAAAGCAGACGGGCAGAAACAGAUGUCCAAUCACAGAGCAGAGGACAGCAACAGAUGUCCAAUCACAGAGCAGACGGCAGAAACAGAUGUCCAAUCACAGAGGGCAGAGACAGCCGUCCAAUCACAGAGCAGAGAAUAGAGACAGCCGUCCAAUCACAGAGCAGAUGUCAAGAGCAGCUAAAGACAGAUCUGAGGGUGCAGAGGAGGAGGAGGUAAAUGGAGGUGACUAUCAGACUAUAUGAUGAUUUCCUUGUGUGUUGGUUUUACAGUGUAGUCCAGGGUGUUUAUUACACAGGUAUUACAUGUGUAGAUCACAGUGUUUACUUACAAUAGCAAUAAUAAUGAACAUGAUGUUACAUGUUCUGUCCUCAGGAGGUUUCUCUGGGAGAGUUAACUUUAACGCAGGGAUCAUAAUUUUUCACAACAGCAGCUGAAUCUGCACAUUAGUCAUUAUCAUUAGUCGUUAUCUGUCGUACAUUCCAUUAUCAGUGUGAUUCAUGUCUUUCAUAUGCAGAACAAUCACACAAACAACAGUUCUAAUCAUCUUUAUAAUGAUAAUAUAAUGCUAUGAUUUUGGAGCUUCAGGAUCACUCAUGCUUGUGCUGAUCAUCCUUUUAUUUUUCCAUUUCUUCUUCAAAUUGUUUUUCAGAGUUAAUACAAAGGUAAUGGUGCAACACUAAUUUACCUAAUAUUUUCUCAAAUGCACUUGGGGAGCAGGGUUCUUCUGCCCUGGUCUGAGGGCGUGAGUCAUGGGCACUUUGGCACUGACUUUGACGAGUUACAGAUGCCACAAAGGGUCCUUUUGCUUUAGAGUAAAACCCGCUUUCUGGAGCCCCCGCGGUCUGUCCAUGGGGCCCCUGUGGUCCGUCCGUGGGGCUGGAGCCCUUGUGUGGUCUGUCCGCGGGGCUCCAGUCCCUGCGUUCCGUCCGUGGGGCUGGAUGUGGGUUUUUCUUAAGUAAUUGAAGGAAUGAUUUGUGUUCCUCAGCUCCUACCUCUGACACGCGAUUGUUCACAGUUGAAGGGCUUUGAGACGUUGCAGAUAAUGUGUAAUAUCCCAUAUUAUUAAAUUUUAUAAAUUGUUUGGGAAUAAAAUCACUGUUGUGUGGUCAUAUUGACCUCAUAGGCAGAUGCAUGCUUUUUCUGUGCAUUAAUAAACAGUGAUCAUACACCUUUUGAUUCUAUGAAACAUAAUUUAAUGUGAAUAAAAAUAUACCAGCAAAUGCUUAUGUAUUCAUUCUGAAAGCCAUUAUUCAGCAUGUGGGCUUGUGCCUUAAAGUAAUUUAAAUAAAACAUUAUUUCAUA